AACAUGAUUAUCAUGUCACGUACGCUUUUCCAUCUCUUUCGUUUUCCUGUUGAUCGACGAGGUCCGUCUGUGAGUGCUGGGGCUGGAUUCUGGAGACCUUUAAUCUCUCUUUUUCUUAUUUCCUUUUCUAUUUUAAUUUCCCCUAUUUCCUUUUAAUUUAACUGGUUCAUGCUCUAGUUGUUAUUUUGAUUUUUAUAUGUUAUGCAACUACAAGAAUAUUUAUUAGGAGGCUGCACUCUACAAGCUCCGCUUUUUAGCAGCCUCCUCCAUUUCCAACCUGAUAUGUAAUAAUCUUGAAUAUAAUUUUUGUACAGGAAUACUUGAAAUAUGUUUUGUUAUUUAUAUGUUAAAAUGUACAAAAUAAACUGUAAUUGUUGAAAAUGGAAAUAAACGAAAUGAAAUGAAAUGGUGUUAGUGCUGGUUGUUGUGCGGAUGUUGGUAUUAGCCAUGGGGCUGGUGUUGGUGGUAGUGCUUGUGAUGGUGUUGUUGCUGGUGUUAGUGCUGGCGUUGGUAAUGGUGAUGGUGUUAGUGGUGUUGGUGUCGGUUCUGAUGCUAGUGCAAGUGCUUGUGCGGGUGUGGGGGCUGGUGUUUGUGCGGAUUUUGGUGUUGGUGAUGGUUUAGUGCGGUUGUGGGUGAUGUUGUUUGUACUGAUAUCUAUAUUAGAUGUGGAAAUACUGCGGGAUUUCAGGUACGGUGUGGGUGUUCGUGUUUGCGCUGGUGUUGCCGAUGGGGCUGGUGCUGGUGAUGAUGUUGUUGGUGAUGGUGUUUGUGCUGGUGUUAUUGCUGGCGUUGGUAAUGGUGCUGGUGUUAGUGGUGUCGGUUCUGGUGCUAGUGCGGGUGCGGGUGUGGGUGUUUGUGCGGAUGUUGGUGAUGGUUUAUUGCGGUUGUGGGUGAUGUUGUUUGUACGAAUGCUGGUGUUGGUGCAGGUUUGGUGCUGGUGUUAAUGCUGAUGAUGGUGGAGGUGUGGGUACUGGUGAUUGUGCUGGCGUUUGGGGUGGAAGUGAUGCAGGUGUUAGUGAUGGUGUUUGUGCGGGUGUGGGUGUUGGUGUUUGUGCGGAUGUUGGUAUUAGUGAUGGGGCUGGUGUUGCUGUUGGGGUAGUGCUUGUGAUGGUGUUGUUGUUUGUGCGGGUGUUGAUAGUUUGAUAUUAGUAUUAGUAGUUGUGAUUGUCUAAUGUAAGUGAUGGUGUUUUGUUUGGUGUUGGUGCAGUAUUGUUCUAAUGUUGGUGUAGACCCUAUGGACCGUCUGUAUAUAGCUAACAUUCAAAAGCCAGUCACCCCAAUACAUCAAAAAAUUGAUAUCUUAACAUCAAGUGAGUUUUAUCCCAGGACCAGCUGCACUACCGACGUCACCAUCCUCACCACCAUCACCAUCAUCGUCCUCACCAUAAUCAUUAGCAUUAUUGGAUGAGCCGCGCCUAUAAAUGUUUUUUAACAGAAAUACGGCGCAAUAUAAAUGCUGUGGAUCAUUAUCAUCAUCAUAAUUCGUCCUCACCACCAUUAUUAAUAUUAUCACCAUUAUCAUCAUCAUCAUCAUCACCAUAAUCACUAUUAUCAUCUUCAUCCUCACCAUAAUCAUCAUCAUUAUCGUCAUCAUCAUCAUCACUUAUCAUCACCCUCAUCAUCGCUAUCAACAUCGGAUAGCACAUUACCAUGAAUAUCGUAGACAGGUUUAUGCAAUAUCUUGCUUUGAAUUCUAUAUAAGGUAUGAUUAAGCAUCUCUCUAGCUGUAUUAUUGAAGUAAUUAUGAGAUUAUCAUUCAAAAACCUGUGACAGGAAAGUGUCUUAUCAACUCUCAACCCUUUUCCAGAAGUGAUGCCGUUGAGUAAUCGUGAUGGCCGUUAACAUAAGAAUAACGAGUGAUUGACAUUCUCUUCAAUAAAGCAAUCAUGGCAAUAAAGCCUAUCCAAUAGACUCUUAUAUGAUCCUCAUGCUUUCUGUUUACUUCGUGGGCAUCAGAGUAAUCAUGGUAAUUACUAGAUGACAAUUAUCUAGAGAAGUACAAUCGUAUGCGCGUAACAUCUUUCCCGUUCGCCUGCUAGGACACUCAUCGAAUCGGCUCAAAGUUCAGAUACAAUUGCAUCACUUAAAACAUUAUCGUCACCAUACUCAAGGGUAAACCUUUACGUCUCUAAAAUGAAACCGUGCACUUGUUAGUAAUUGCUCGCUCUAAUGGGCAAAACACAGCUGCGGUCUGAAUUCGUAAAUCUACAAACAUACUCACUUUUUUAGGAGCACUAAAUGCCAUAUUCUUGAACGCGCUGCUCAUUUGAGAAACAACAUUACAUCGGGAAAAAAAUGCGACAUAUGGAUACGGCAGCAGAAGGUUAUGAAAUAACAACUAUUUCGGUUGACGAGGAAUAUGAUUUUGAAAAACAAAAUGGCUGCCGGGAGAAGGUUUUCAAUGUGAUGAGCCAUGUGUCAGGGAUUACAGCAGCGGUGAGCAUUGUUGUGAUGAUCGCAACGUUACUUGUCAUCGCUUUACAUCCAAGUCUUCGGAAGAAACAGAAUAUAUUUCCUUUCAACAUUAUCCUGGCGGACUGCGUCCUGUGUCUGCACAUCUUUGUGAAUUAUUCUUUAUGGGCAAGUGGUUCUCCGUUUCAUAACUGCUUAUCUUGCUUGAGGGUAUCACCCUUCGUGGCAUCGCAGAUGGUUUCGGCGGGAAGCAUCUUCCUCGUAGCCUUGGAGCAGCUCAUUGUCUUCAAACUCGAUCCAUUCGGCGUCAAGAAUAUCCUCACCAAGUGUCGCCGUAUCUUUAUCUGCGUCUUGACGUGGGUCCUGAUGAUCGGGAUAGCCAUAUGCGUCACCACCGUGUUCCCCGACCCCAUGCUGCCAAACGCCAGGUUUUACUUCUGCAACGUUUCCAUCGCAUUGACAUGCAUAUUUUACUUCUUGGUGUACAGGGCCAUUGUAGCAGCGCGUUUCGACGGCAACAGUCGGAUUCAGGGACAACGGAACAGAAAUAAGCGCAUCCUGCGGACCUACGCCCUCGUCUUGGGAACAACAUUGAUCUUAGCCACAUGUCCGGAUUGUUACUGCUUCAUCGUGUAUUACAUUAGCCUGCAAUCUAUGCCAAGUUGCGUGACCAUCGUAUGGGUUUUCAUGAUAGCGAUGAACUCGCUGGCGAACACUCUUAUUUACUGGUGGCGUAUUAGUGAGUUCCGUGAAAUCUUCUCAUGCAGCACUGUCAAGUCGACAUCGCCAGGUGAUACCUUGGCUGUCGAGUCAAAGGGGGAAGUGUACAGUCUCCUUUCUGAGGCUACAAAGUCAAAGUCAACGAAAAUUGCUAUGUAAAGGUCAACAUGAUAGCCCAUUUUUUCGGUAUAGUCCAGGGCCCCGUCUUACAAAGAGUUGCGAUUGAUCCGAUCAAUCACAACUAUGGACGGCCAGCAACCUCAACAUCUAAAAUGCAAAUUUGUUAAAAAUAAUUUUUAUAUAUUAUGAUGUAUAUUCAUACAUUCAUCAUUCUCUUGAAGAUUCAGUGUGAUUCUCUUUGUUUACCAAGGAGAUUGUGCAAAUUUUCUGUAGAACAAUUAUGGUGUGGAUGGAUUUCCUUAUAGUUGAGAUUGAUUGGAUCAAUUGUAACUCUUUGUAAGACGGGACCCCGAUUGGACGUUGAUGUACGUGAGCUCUCUUUCCCAAAGCUAACGUAGAGGGCCUGACUCCCAAUUCCUUAGGCAGUGCCAACCACCACAUCUCCCCUCCUUAAUGACGUACAAUCUGGACUAGAUAGGGUAUCGCGAGGGAACGGAGAAACUCAAAGGAAUUAAGAUUUAAGAUUAGAGUAAAAAUAUUUCUGAAUAUCCAUCCAGUCCCAAUUGGCUAGGUAGGAGGGCCACUAAAAUUCUUAAGUGAUGACUUUAAAUGCCUGUGUAUGUUUUAGCGCCAUGGUAUACGUCAAGGGUCACUCCUGAUUCAGUGUGGCAGUUAUUGCCAAGGAGGCAUUCAUGUUCAUGGUCAAUGUGGAUGAAACAAGAGCAAGUGUCGUCAACAAGGCAGUGUUGGGCACACUUGAUCAAUGAUGAAACCUUGACGGAUGAAUCCACAUAGAUAUCGGGGAGUCUUGCAUGGGCGGCCUGCAGCGUUAAGAUGGUGGAUCGCAUCCUUGCUGAAAUUAGAAUUUAAGAGUACAUGAAUAAGUUCAUAAAAUAAUAUGUUUUUUACUCAAUCACCUAUUCAGUUUCCUUUGUCUAAAAAU
Molecule: messenger RNA, 4195 nt
Organism: Lytechinus pictus (painted urchin)
Lineage: Eukaryota; Metazoa; Echinodermata; Echinoidea; Temnopleuroida; Toxopneustidae
Exons: 2
Coding region: 2296-3291 (331 amino acids)
Biological process (GO): G protein-coupled receptor signaling pathway
Cellular component (GO): plasma membrane
Molecular function (GO): G protein-coupled receptor activity
Source: RefSeq, a predicted model, not a curated record